Medioppia subpectinata is the source of this 1296-nucleotide messenger RNA. Lineage: Eukaryota; Metazoa; Arthropoda; Arachnida; Sarcoptiformes; Oppiidae. The record is from the annotation of a GenBank genome assembly.
AUGGAUACUCUGUUUGAGAGAAAACCAGAGGAACAUUGGUUUGACCAAAAGGUCGAUCACUUCAAUAAACACGACAACACGACUUUCAAACAGCUGUAUUAUGUCGAGGAUUCCCAUUAUAAAACUGGUGGACCAAUACUCCUCAUGAUUAGUGUGAGGCAGGUACAUUUCAAUACUACAUAUAUGGGACAAAUGGCCAAAAGGUUUGGUGCUUUGGCAGUGGUAUUAGAGCACAGGUAUUACGGCAGAUCUGUGCCCACACCAGACCUGUCCACUCAAAACCUCAAAUACUUGUCGAGUGAAAUGGCACUGAAAGACACGGAACAGUUUGCACUGUAUUUGACCAAAAAGUUAUCACUUGAAGGCAACAAAUGGGUUGUGUUCGGGGGCUCGUAUGCGGGCGCUCUCGCGGCCUGGUUUAGGGAGAAGUACCCCAACAUAGCUGUCGGUGCCAUAGCCUCGAGCGCUACCGUAGAGGAUAUUUUCAAUUUUAUUAACUAUUUUGGAGUCGUUAGCGAGUCGUUGGGUAAGGAGUGCUCCGAUAAUAUUAGGAAUGCCCAUAAAGACAUGGAAGAGCUCUUUAAGACACCGGAAGGUGUGCUAAAAUUGCGCAAAACAUUGAAUUUAUGCGAUACUUUUGACGGCAAAAAUAUCGAUAAUAAUCGGCUAUUAAUCGCUGCAAUGAUGUUUAAUAUCGCGACUAUCGUUCAGUACAACACAAAUAUCGAUGGCAUCCGUAAGAUAAUGAACGACCCCUCAGGCGGUACACCACUGGAAAGGUAUGCCAGAGCCACAGAUAUGGACAAUACGUUUGUUUGCAAUGAUAUUAAUUAUGUCGAAGCGAUCAAAAGAGCCAAAAAUACAACUAUAGAUCCUAAAGCGAUGGGGAGACAAUGGACUUAUCAAGUGUGCAAUGAAUUCGGUUUAUUCCGAACCACUGAUCUCCCGGACUCUGCUUUUGGUCAUAACAUUCCCGUAGACUUCUAUAUCAAACAAUGCGUCGAUAUAUUUGGUCCACAAUUCACGGCCCGAAGCAUACAGAAAGCGGUCGACCGGACAAAUGCCCUCUACGGGGGCCGUAAGCCUGCGGUCACAAACGUUGUGUUCCCUAACGGGUCACUCGACCCCUGCAAAGCCAUUGGUGUACUCAAUGAUCUCAAUAAUAGCACUAAAGCCGUUAUGAUUGAGAACUACUCACACGGCGGAGAUAUGUUGGCAUCGACACCAAAGGAUACCCAGAGUUUGAUAAAUGCCCACAAAUUAAUUGAACAACAAAUCGCCGAAUAUUUAAAAUAA